UAUUCAUGUACGCACUCCAAUCUUUCAAAAACCAAAAAAAAAAUCUUUUACCUAGGAUAAUGACUCGGAACGAUGCAGUUGAUAAUUCAUCAUCGUCAUUGUCCCCAAGUCUUAGGAUUAGUAAAAGUAGGGAUCAAUCUAAAUAUAGGGGUAUCACAAAACGUAAAUGGGGUAAAUGGGUAUCGGAAAUUCGAUUACCAAAUAGUCGAGAACGGAUUUGGUUAGGUUCUCAUGAUAAACCGGAGAAAGCAGCUAGAGCUUUUGACGCUGCGCAGUUUUGUCUUCGUGGUCAAGGAGCUAAAUUCAAUUUCCCUGACAAUCCUCCGAAUAUUCAAGGUGCUAGCUCGUUGUCUCGAGCUGAAAUUCAAGAAGUUGCUGCUAAGUACGCGAAUGAAGAAGAGGAAGACAAUGAAGCUGAAAAUGUAAAUCUAUCAGAGAAAGAAACUACUAUUGAUAAUAAUGGCAACAAUGGUAAUGUGGAUAGGGAACUCCUGGACUUGUUGUCGGUUUGGGGGGGUACGGGUAAUUGUACGUCGACUACAGUUAAUACUGAGUCGGAUUUCUGUGAUUAUUCUGGUGCUCAUGAUUUUCCCGGAGAUAUUUUUGCAUUGACAUCACCACAACGGCAAGUUUGCGGUGAUUAUGGAGAUGAAAAUGAUGGUGAGGUUUUCUAUAACCACUCAUACGGGGAUGAAAAUGAUGGUGGGGUUUUUUAUAACCACUCAUCUCUUUGGGAUUUUUAAAAUAGUCAUAUGAAACUAUUCGAGCGAAUUCUAGUGUGGUUUUAUGGGUAUUUCUUGUGCUUAUCUCUGGUUUAAGUUCUUAGUUGGCAUAGGAUGGUUAAUUUUUGUAUUGGGCUUUUUGAUGCGUAGGAAACUAUUUUACAAUUGGAACGGUUAUGAAGCACAUAUUAAACUAAAGGGACUACAUUUGGCUAAAAAAGCUGCAAAUGAUGCAUAUACUGAUAAAUGGUUACAGAACCCCCUGUUCUUUUGUAUCCUUUUUUGCUUGAUGAUGUU
Molecule: messenger RNA, 1019 nt
Organism: Papaver somniferum (opium poppy)
Lineage: Eukaryota; Viridiplantae; Streptophyta; Magnoliopsida; Ranunculales; Papaveraceae
Product: ethylene-responsive transcription factor ERF017-like
Exons: 1
Coding region: 6-743 (245 amino acids)
Biological process (GO): regulation of DNA-templated transcription
Molecular function (GO): DNA-binding transcription factor activity; DNA binding
Source: RefSeq, a predicted model, not a curated record